AGAGAAGGGAUCCCAAUGGCUUUGUUGGUGGCCGAGAUGGGAGGAAAGACCAAGGGACCAGCACAGAAGCUCUUCCCACUCUUCUUCUUCUUCUUCUCCCUCCUAUUGGUUUUGUCCGAGAUGCAGUCCCUCGACACAAAGGGCUCAGUGGUCAACACAGCAGCAGCAGCAGCAACAACAAGUAGUGGCACAUCAUCCAGUGGUGGUGGCGGACACGGCGGUUCAUCGUCCGGCGACGCCGGCAACGGAGACUCAGGCAGCAGUGAUUCUGGUUCAGGUUAUGGAUCUGCAACAUAUCACCCGAGGAACGAUGGUGGGUAUCAUCACAAUCGUAGGAAGAAUGGUGGAAGCAGCUGCGGUGUUUCCCUCCACACCAUGCUUGCUGCUAUUGCGUUCUUAGCUGCUGCUCUGACUCCCUGCGGAUAGAUGUUAAUCUCUCAUGGCAUACGGAUCCAAAGUGGUUGGCGUGUGCAGGGUUCCUCAUUACUAUAUAUAUAUAUAUAUAUAUAUAUAUAUAUAUAUAUAUAUGUGAUGUUGUGUGAAGGUGAAUGAGAAGAAAAGCUGAUAAGAAUAAAUACGAAGAAUAAGCACCACAUUUGAAUCGAUGCUACGAAUGAGAUUCUACGCUGACGGCUCUUAACAAGGAAUGUCAACAUCUCUUGUUGUCACCUAUAACAACGCUUGGAGGAGAUGCUACGUCGCCGACUCUGAUUGCUGU
Musa acuminata AAA Group (dessert banana) is the source of this 718-nucleotide messenger RNA. RefSeq lists its product as uncharacterized. Lineage: Eukaryota; Viridiplantae; Streptophyta; Magnoliopsida; Zingiberales; Musaceae. The record is from RefSeq and is a predicted model, not a curated record. The transcript has 2 exons. The coding region runs from base 16 to 426 and encodes 136 amino acids.